Brassicogethes aeneus is the source of this 648-nucleotide messenger RNA. Lineage: Eukaryota; Metazoa; Arthropoda; Insecta; Coleoptera; Nitidulidae. The record is from the annotation of a GenBank genome assembly.
AUGAUUAGGUACAGCAAAUUAAAAGGUUUUGUAGCAUUUCGCCAAUAUAUUCUGGCCUUCCACAAAUAUGUGAAUGAACCCUCCAUUUUUUCAAAAUUCUGCAGCCUUUUUGUCAUUACCCAGUCCGUCGGUGCCAAUUCCAGAGACGAAGUGUCUGUGCAUGUGACGCCGCGUCCCUUCGAAGACGAGGCGCCGUCGGCGUCGCUUCGAGGUGCCGUCGACAAGAGCGUCGCCUGCAAGUUUUACCAGCGGCUGCUGUUGAACGCUUGGCGCCGAUCGCGGUACCAACUCACCACCAUCACUGAAUCAUUUAAUAGGCAAAAGGAACAGAUAAAUAAUUUAGAAAUGCAAAUAACCCUUCUGAAAAAACUGAACAGGUCGGAAAUACAAAAACGCGACGAAGCCUUGUUGGAAUUUCAAAAUACCAAAUCGACUUUAGAGAGGAUACAACAUGAUAACGUUAAUCUCUGCAAGAACCUAGAAUCAUUUAAAUUAGGCCUAGACAAUAAUCAGAAAACUCUAAAAAAUGCUGAAGUAGAAAUAAAAACGUUUUCAGAAAAGCUACGUAGCACUGAAAUGGAACUUAAAGAAAAAUCUAAAGAGAAUAUUAAAUUAACAAAAAAGGCCGAAGCCGAAUGUUUGGCCUAA